AGGGAAAAGGCGGAGAGCGCGGAGCGGGUCCGUCUGAGGACAGCUGAAGCGCUGCUGGAGCCGGCGGAGAGGAGUGUCUGUCAGCGGACUAACGGCAUUAAACAGCCUGACUUCCUAAGGGCGAAGGACCGCGAACGUACAGUGACCAUGAGUUUUGCACAGAACCACCCAAGUGUUUGAUCCAUGGCCACAGCCCAGACCCUGCCUCUGACCUGCGCCUCCAGUAAAUCAUUCAGAGAUACCCUUUCCUCGGAGCCGUUCGGCUACACGAUGGGAAGCGUGGGCAGCCUGGUCGACAAGUCGGACACGUCGUCCCCAGAGAGGUCGAGUGGAGUGCGUUCGGGGUCCCGGGGCGGGACCCGGUCACAUGACGGUCUUCUAAAGAAGGGGCUUGCUCAGCGUGAGCUUCUCAACUACCUGAACAUCACCAAGAAGGAACCCAAAGCCGGCAAGCACAUUUUCUCUGGCAUCACCUCCAUUAAGAGGGAGCAUGGGAGUGAGGAGGAGAACAUCUACACCAAGGUCUACCACAAGGACGGCAAGGAGGUGGACGUGGGAAAAAAUUCACUGCCCGUGGGGGGCAAGCUUGAGAAGUCUCGUUUAAGGCCGUCAGCUUUUAAGCUGGUCACACCCAAAAACUUCAGCUCCAUCCAGAACCUCUACCCUGCCAAAGUGGAGGAGCUAGACAAUGGCUUGUCCAAUGGGCUACAUGCGUCCUACGCGAAGGCGGCACCCAUAGCUGCCUCCACCUCCUCUGCCUCCUCGUCACCUUCCCGCCACAACCCCGGCACAAGAAAACACUUGGUGGCAGGCUCUGGACCCAGCCAAGAAGAGGAAAACAUGUCCGACUCCGGCCACCAUUCCCUGAGCAGCCUGCCUCCAUACCGGCCUCCAUUCCGACCCCACCUGGGCCAGAUCAGCGCCUCAACGGGCCACAUCAACUGCAUUGGCUCCCUGGACCGGUCUGCGGGGCCAGCCCGCGGUGGGACCUCCACAGCUGGCGAGUUGUCGUGCCGCAGCAUGGCCACGUUGAGCCGGCUACCGGGCCCCAGUGGGGGCGAGGCUCCGCCCCCUUAUGAGUUCUCCCACUCGCUGGAGGAUGUGGUGCGGGACCUGGAAGACCAGCUGAAGGAGAAGGAGCAUGAGCUGAAGCAGAUGAAGAGGAAUCUGGAUGAGAGCGAGGGGGCCAUAGUGCAGGUGUUUGAAGGCAAGCAGCGUCUGUGGGAGAAGGAAGUGGAGGAGCUGAAGCGGCUGUACGCGGUGCGGUUGCGUCAGACCUCCCAGAAUGCCCAGCGCUCUCAGCGCUCCCUGCAGCUGCAGCUGCAGAAGGCCCAGCAGGAACGGCGGCGGAUGCAGGAGGAUCUGGAAGCCCUGCAGACCGAGUGCCAGGCCCUCAAAGGAGGGGGUGCAGCCUCCUGCGCCCAGGAGCACAACCCCCAGCUGGAGGAGACGCAGUGGGAGGUGUGCCAGAAAUCAGGGGAGAUCUCUCUGCUGAAGCAGCAGCUUCGGGACUCGCAGGCAGAAGUUACACAGAAGCUGAGCGAGAUCUUCCACCUGAAGACACAGCUGCGUGAGACACGUACCGAGAUGCACGCCAAGGACAGCCACAUCGACGCACUGCGGCUGGCCCUGCAGGGGGCUCGCCGAGAUUGGCAGUCCACUACCACCGAGGCCCUAGAGGACGGGAGGCCAGAGGCCCAUGGAGUGCCUCCUAGCAGCGUGGAGGAGCAACUGCGGGCAGAGCUACUGCUGGAGAGGCGGCAGAGUGAGGCACAGGCCGCUGCCUUCGAGGCUGAGCGGCGCAUCUGGCAAACGGAGAAGGACAAAGUGAUUCGUUACCAGAAGGAGCUGCAGGCCAGCUACCUGGAGAUGUACCACAAGAACCAGGCUCUGGAGAUGGAGCUGCGAGAGCUGAGAGGAGGGGGUAAAAGGGAGAGAGGGGCUGGAAACGAGGAAGAGCAGCCUCCCAGGCUGCCCUGGAUAGAGAAGAUUGAGUCUUCUGAAAUCUGACUGUGACUCUCAGUGUGAAUUAGACAAACCAACAGUAGAGUAACCAGUCUGAUCAUUAUUUAAAUUUGAGUUGUUAAAAUAACCUUUAUAUGGCAAUAUUAUUGCUCUAACUACUUGAUUAUUACAUUGCUUUAAUUUGAAUUUCACUCAAAGCAUGUUCAGGUCACCAUCAGCAUAAUGAAAUGUUUUCCUGCAGGAAGGGAGGAGAACUGAAGUACAUGAGUGAGCUAUUUACCUCAGAUUUCUGUUUCCCAAAGAGCCAAAAUGCAAACAAUCAUUUUUUUUGUAUGUUCAAAAAUAGCCUUUGAUUUCUCGUUAUGCUUGUUGCUAUUUGAUGCACUGGUUCCAUUUUAGUGUCACACAAUAGAAAUUUACCCCCCAGCAUUUUUGGAAACUAUAAGCAAUUGUUUCAUCAGUUCUGUAAGAGGAUGGACACUUAUUUAUGAAAUAUGACUAUUAGACAAGUAAGAACAUGUAUACGUCUCUACCUGUAUUUUUUUCCUGCUGCGCACUAGCUUUUUUUUAAUAGUGAUUAUAAGAUAAUGUCAUCUUCCAAAUUGCUGUCAGUUCCCUGUUUAAAGAUGUUCUGCCGCUGUGACCAAAAAGACAAUGAAGAGAAGCAGACACGCGCUGUGUGAAGUUCAGCUCGGUUUAUGUUCUUCCCUAAAGUGAGCGUGGUUCCACUUUAGUGGUCUCAGUCCUAUUAAGUUAAGGAAUAAAAAUGAAGGAGUGUGUGCUCAGAAACAUUUAAGCAAGUGAAAGCAUACGGCCUGCUCUGCCUUCUGUGACCUGCACUCGCAUAAAUCCCGGAAACACGUAAUAUCCUUGGUAACCAGCCCAUCGCAAUUGCAAAAGUUUGGCCGAGUUUAAAAAGCUUGACCAGUUGAGGCGACAGAAACUUCGAAGGUCAGACGGAGCAGCAGCCCAGAAGCAUGCGAACAAUUCACCGAACGUAGCUUAAAGCGGCAUGGAGCAGUUGCCGUGGCCUUCGCAGGCCACCCAGACACGGCAAGUGCUCUCUGCAGCUGCGUCCGUCGCUGCCAAGCCACAUGCGUUCUCACAGUCCAUGCACUGUGCAUUUUAAGCUGCGCCGAAUCCCACAAUACAUGAGGCCGGCCUGCUCUGACAUUACAGUCAGCAAGAGAGUACAGGGUGAAAUCUGAGUUAGCGCCUGGAUAAUACCUGAUGCAUCUCGGGUGUGUCCCCAACGAACAUUAAAAACAAUGUAUUCCUGUUUUUUUGUUUUUUUUUUAAAUCUCCUGCAGUUUUUCCUUUUCAGAGAAUACAGUAUACUGUGAUCCGUGGACCACUACUGAAAUGAAAAACAUAUGUGAAACAUCCCUUUUUGCUUUUCUUAUAUGUUUAGGUCAGGCAUUGGUGUUGAUUGUUAAUAAAUCAAUGUUUCUUUUCUGUUCAGAUUCAUCCAUCUUUCUGAUGUUUCCAUGCUUUGUGAUGGAUGCUGUGCCCUGCCACCUCCGUAACUUGUAAAUUAUUCGGGCCGGAGCUUUUCCUGUGCUCAUUUGCAUCACUAAAGCGUCCGUUUUGUGAUCUGAAUUCCUCGACUCCUCGCAGUUUUGUCAGCAGGGCAUGUUCUGCAGAGAACCAAGCUAAAAUAUUUAACGUGUUGUACUCCUUCAGACCCACAGAAGACUUCCUCCUUAGCAUGGCUGUUACCUCCAGAUUCUCAGACUGCCUGUGCCCAGCUUCAUGGGGAUUGCUGUUUGAAUGCAUUUUCUCCCCAGAGAAAUCUACAAAAAUAUUAAUAAUAAAUCAAAAUAUAGAGAAUACAGAAAUGCAAACGUGCCAAGGAUAUUGUAAGUUUAAGAUUAAUAAAUCCAUUUUCAAACUUG
Brienomyrus brachyistius is the source of this 3860-nucleotide messenger RNA. It is a transcript of the gene n4bp3, whose product is annotated as NEDD4 binding protein 3. Gene Ontology annotation, cellular component: cytoplasmic vesicle. The record is from RefSeq and is a predicted model, not a curated record. The transcript has 5 exons. The coding region runs from base 184 to 2010 and encodes 608 amino acids. NCBI's taxonomy places the organism in Eukaryota, Metazoa, Chordata, Actinopteri, Osteoglossiformes, Mormyridae.